AUGAAGGUCACCAUCAAACAGUGGAACGCAGUCGCAACCUGGCGAUGGGACAUCUCCGAAGACGACGUCUGCGGUAUCUGCCAGGUCCAUUUUGACGGGACGUGCCCGACAUGCAAGUUUCCCGGCGAUAGCUGCAGUCUAUUGGCCGGAAAAUGCGGUCACAGCUUCCACAUGCAUUGCAUCAUGGAAUGGAUCAAGCAGGAAGCCGCCAGGGGACAGUGCCCCAUGUGUCGUCAGGCUUUCGAGUGGACCGAUCAGAAUAACGAGGAGGCUCCCCAGGCUGCGUAA
This is a messenger RNA of Geosmithia morbida, 288 nucleotides long. RefSeq names its product anaphase-promoting complex subunit 11. Gene Ontology annotation, molecular function: ubiquitin protein ligase activity; zinc ion binding; cullin family protein binding. The record is from RefSeq and is a predicted model, not a curated record. Gene Ontology annotation, cellular component: nucleus; anaphase-promoting complex. Lineage: Eukaryota; Fungi; Ascomycota; Sordariomycetes; Hypocreales; Bionectriaceae. The coding region runs from base 1 to 288 and encodes 95 amino acids. The transcript has 4 exons. Gene Ontology annotation, biological process: positive regulation of mitotic metaphase/anaphase transition; protein ubiquitination; anaphase-promoting complex-dependent catabolic process.